Molecule: messenger RNA, 720 nt
Organism: Halteromyces radiatus
Lineage: Eukaryota; Fungi; Mucoromycota; Mucoromycetes; Mucorales; Cunninghamellaceae
Exons: 1
Coding region: 1-720 (239 amino acids)
Source: RefSeq, a predicted model, not a curated record
AUGAAAUUCAAUCUUGUAGCUUUGACAGUGGCAGUUUUUCUUUGUCAUCAAGCAUGUGCCAUUACAGAACGGCAAUUACAAAAUCAAGAUGAAUCAUCACAACAAACAGAAGACCCUCAGCCAAUGAUGGCAGAAGUUCCAGUGAUGGAUGCACCUAAAAUGGUCAGUCCGUCUACAGCGGAAAAGGUGAAUGAUCUUGUGGAUUUGGCAGUGGAAGUCGAACAACCUGAUAUCUCUGAACACAUCCCAGAGGAUGAUCAUUUGACUGACAAUGAAAAGACCAUGGUCUUUAGUUUAUUGGAAGCCUUGGAUGCCAUGGCAGAACAUGCUGAUGUGGAAGAUCAAGAUAAACCCACUGCCGAUGCACUCAAAGGAUUACAAGCCGAUGCCAAUCAACGUCUAUUGAAUGCUGGUUAUGUAUAUCGUACCAUGGGUAAUAAACGUGUCUUAUCGCGUAUCGCUAAUAAUAAUAAUAACAAUAAUGGUAAUCCUGGUAUGCCAAAUGGAAGAACUCAAAAUACGACUGAAUUGGUCCGUGGUAUGUUUGAUAUUGUCCAAACUGCAGCUCGCUUAGGUCCUUUAUUCAGUACUACCACUUCAUUCGGUCGUUAUGGUCGACUUCUCGCCACCGCUGCUCAUAUCGUCGAAGGUAUGCUUGCUCCUAGACAACCUGCUGCUACUCGUGUUUUCCCUCAUUUGCCUAGACUUGGUCACCAUUAA